GAUCUCAACCUUGUCUUUACGCUACCCUCUAGCCUACCUGUGGCUCACCCGGAUUGGGAUCCAGACUACUCAUUCUCUUCUUAUUACUCUUCGCCUUUCACUCCUUCCCCUCUUACCCUUUUCAAACAUACCCACAAAACAACCAACGGUACCACAAGCUCACUCAAAAGCAACAUGCCUCCCAGAUCUGAGAACCCUAGACUCUCACGUACGCCAUCUGGCCGCGACAAGAACGAAGCGAAAGCCACUCGCGAUUCUUUGGGAGGUUCCCUACCAAGCGAGAGCUCUCACUUUCUCGACACAACCACCCACAUUCAACAAACAAACCUGAGUCCUAGUCCUGAAAUAUUACAGGAAGCCAUAGAGCUUCUUCAAUUAGAGGCAUCGAAAUGUUUCCCAGAUUCGGGAUUACCAUGCGACAUACCUAUCUUCCAAUUCUGGCUUACCAAAACGCCUCAAUACAUUUCUGAGCGCCUUCAGGCACUCUACUAUCGAGGACGUAUACAAUCUACUCUCCUAGAUACUUUCACAGUGCUUAUUCAAAGAGGAUUCAUUACCCUCGAUAGCUUGAGGAAGCCUAUUGCUCUCUGGACAGGUAGCGAUGCUGUUUCAACUAUUACUGAUCUUCUGACAACUUUCGACGUGCUCGCCAAAGAGGUCCAAUUUGAUAUUGAUAACAAGAAACCACACCCGUUAUGGGAAAGUUACACAAUGUUUGAAGCUACCAACUGGCUUUCAACAUUAAUUGCUCGCAGUUGUGCGGAUGUUGCUACGCUUUUCGAAACUAUCGAAGUGUCUAACUACCUUGGGGGUAGAAACAAGGCUGCAUUUGAGAGAUAUCAGGAAAAAAGCCCAAACAAACGAUUCGACUGCAACGCAGAUGAACGCGCUACUGCUGACGGGACAACGCCAAUGAAUUACUUUGGAUUUUGGCUCCCUCACGGACUUGGUAAUAAGUCUGAGCACGAGAUUCGCCUCGAGAUUAUGAGCUGUGUCAAAAGAUUCGAUAACAUAGAGCGAGUUUACAAAUCAUUCUUUGAUAUUCCAGAUGACAGGUCACUCUUUGUUGCCUCGGAAGGCGGAACGGGCAAGGUCAACCAAGUGAAAGGGGAUGCCGAAUAUCCAGAUGACACGCUUCUCAGAGCAGAUCAGCAAGCUAAGUAGUGCGAAGAAAACCCUAGCAGAUGCUCAGCUCCACUCAGCAAAUAUCUCCAGAACGAGGCUGCUUACCGUGAAGCACUGAAGCGUCAUAUUCACGAGAUGCUCAGUCAGCUCUCAAACUCUGUCAAGCCGGGAGGAAUCAUAUUCAGGAUAAUAACUUGAUUGAAGUGAAAAGAAGGACGCGAUAUCCCUUGAAUAUUGAUAACAGGGUUCAACAGAGACCAUUGAACGUGGGAAUAUCAAUCACUGUAUA
Amorphotheca resinae ATCC 22711 is the source of this 1414-nucleotide messenger RNA. RefSeq lists its product as hypothetical. The coding region runs from base 175 to 1164 and encodes 329 amino acids. NCBI's taxonomy places the organism in Eukaryota, Fungi, Ascomycota, Leotiomycetes, Helotiales, Amorphothecaceae. The record is from RefSeq and is a predicted model, not a curated record. The transcript is spliced from 3 exons.